CAGGAGAGUCUAAAGAAGAAAGCCCUGUGAUUCAGGACAGGCAGUUUGAUGUUAAUGCGCAAGGCCCCGAAAGAGCCGUUUUAGGCGCCGUGGAUGCUGAUCCAGAAACCGAAGAAAACAAAGAAGAAACUGGUAGCCUUUUAAAAGUUGAAAGAAAAAAUGAAACUGUGGGCGAAAUAGACAGGAAACCUGGUCAUAUGGUGGUGGAAAAAAGAAGGCAGCCCUCUGGUAGAUGAGAAAGCACAGCGGCCAUCUGAAGGCAGUGACUUUCCUGACAAGAAAAAAAAUGAGACUCCAGAGUUAGGUGAAGUGUUUGAGGAUAAAGAUCCUGAUUAUUUUAAAGAGGACAACCCUGAGGAACACCUGAACACCUCAGGGCUCACUGAGAAGCCUGGGGGAGAAGAAGUCUCAAAAGAGGACCGUGAGGACUUAGAGAAGAAAUUCAUGGACACAGAACGCCAGGGGUCUGCUUCUGGGGAACGCGAAGAUGACGUGUUCCACUGGCCUCCCCACUGGAUCGCAAAGCCCAAGCAUAGUGACAAGAUGAAGGACGCGCCUAUAAUAAGCAGCUUCUUUAAAGAACCACAGUCUUUGCAGCGGUUCCAGAAGUACUUUGACAUCCAUGAGCUGGAAGCCCUCUUCCAAGAAAUGUCACUAAAGCUGAAGGCAGCCCAGCAGGAGAGCCUGCCUUAUAAUGUGGAAAAAGUCCUAGAUAAGGUUUUCCGUGCAUCAGAGUCCGAAAUUCUGAGCAUAGCAGAGAAAAUGCUCGAUACUCGUGUGAUCAAAAAUGGAGAACUGGGAGUGAAGGAAAGUAACAUAUUUGAAGAGGCCUCGGUGCUAGAUGACGUUCAAGACCUAAUCUAUUUUGUCAGGUACACACACUCCAUAGCAGAGGAGACUGUACCCCUGGCAGCAGCAUGGCAUCCAGCGGAAGACUGGGAUAGACUGAUGCAAGACAUCCCACCACCACUUGAAGAUGAUUUCUCACAAGAGGACACAGAAGAUCUUAAAACAGAGAUUCCUGAAGAGCCCAGCUGCUUGGAUCAAUUGGAUCAACCCACGACUAGUGACGUGGGUACCUCAGAAAUGUCACAGAAGCCGAAUACUGAGAAAGACAUACACCCAGGUGCUGAGGUCUGACCUGACUGGGACGACUUCACCCGAGGUCAGAGUCGUGGAUCAGGAGUGGAUGGGACCUCAGGGUUGGAAGAGGCCUGAGAGGAGCCAGUCCAGCUUCUCACUAAUCGCUUCUCGGACUCCUAGCUGUCUAUAAGACGUGCCCCAGACCCAACUAACUCAUACUGAAAUCCUCUCCCUACCACCACCUCCUGUGGAAAUCCUUUCAGGUAGAGCUGAAAUUCUGCCUCUUCCACAGAGCUGCAAGCCAGGCCCCACCCUGUAAGCAGUUCCUUUUUGUCCCUUUGGCAUUUACCAUAUUCUGUUUUGUGUCGCUGUCAUUCAGCCAUUCAGUAAGCAACUCUGGAGUGCCUGCAGGUGCCAGACACUGUGCUAAGCACUGGUGCCCCCCGCCUUCAGGUCUGCGAACUUUCUCAUUGUUUGCCUGAAGUUUCAAAUACACUGCUUCACCACACUAAAUAAAUGUUU
Molecule: messenger RNA, 1605 nt
Organism: Equus quagga
Lineage: Eukaryota; Metazoa; Chordata; Mammalia; Perissodactyla; Equidae
Product: transport and Golgi organization protein 1 homolog
Exons: 3
Coding region: 445-1140 (231 amino acids)
Biological process (GO): protein secretion; endoplasmic reticulum to Golgi vesicle-mediated transport; vesicle cargo loading
Cellular component (GO): endoplasmic reticulum membrane; endoplasmic reticulum exit site
Source: RefSeq, a predicted model, not a curated record